AUGGCUCCGGUUCUGCCGUUGUCUCCUGACAAGAUGACUCUGAACUUUAUUAGCUAUAGUGACGCAAAUACUUCAGAUGAGAGUACUUCCGCCUCGAGUUUCUACCCCUCUCAUACCUCUCAAUCACCUUAUGCUCAAGUCGCAUAUCAACAACAUGGUUCCAAUCAUAUAGAUUCUCAUUCACCAACGCUUUCUUAUCCCUCGAGCAGCGUCCAAAAUCAAGGAAUUCAUAGCAUGGGAAGGAACAAAAGCUCAGACCUUGAUAAUAUGCGUACUGUCGCAAUUGAUCAACUCUGCUCGAUAAGCUUUCCAAGCGUAUGUCUGCAUCCUCAAUGUCAAGAUCAUUUCAAACAUGCUCACCACAAGCAAUAUCUUUGCGGCUUACCUAGUUAUCCAAAUAGCGACAAGAGGUAUGGCACAGAAGCAGAAGCCAAGCGUCAUCGGAUUUCUGUUCACCGUUUUGGUAAGGCAGAUGCUAGGCACUGGGACUGCUAG
Molecule: messenger RNA, 495 nt
Organism: Botrytis porri
Lineage: Eukaryota; Fungi; Ascomycota; Leotiomycetes; Helotiales; Sclerotiniaceae
Exons: 3
Coding region: 1-495 (164 amino acids)
Source: RefSeq, a predicted model, not a curated record